AGUGAGUCCAUAGUACAGGUUAAAGUCCUGUUAUUGCACUUGUUGUUCAUGUCCCCAUGUUUCUGUCCUGCAGUGAUGAACAGACUCAGUGUUGUUUCCCGUCAUUUGUCACCUGCACGCGCGGAAUUUCAGUCCUGCAGUGCGCGCGCUCCACGUGACCCUCAGGAUGUAGUGAUCGUGCACGGCUUAAGGACUCCGAUAGGGAGGGCCAAGAGAGGCUCCUUUAAGGACACGACUCCAGAUGAGCUGCUGAGUGCAGUAAUGACAGCAGUGCUGAAGGAUGUGGGACUGUCACCAGAUAAACUAGGAGACAUGUGUGUCGGUAACGUGUUACAGCCUGGUGCAGGAGCAGUGAUGGCCCGGAUUUCACAGUUCAUCAGUGGCUUUCCAGAAACGGUGCCCGUGUACACAGUGAACCGUCAAUGUUCGUCUGGACUUCAAGCUCUUUUUAACAUCGCAGGUGGGAUCAGGAACGGGUUUUAUGAUCUGGGCCUUGCGUGUGGAGUGGAGAGUAUGUCUUUGCGUUCUGUUGGAAACCCUGGAGAUCUCAGCUCCAGACUGAUGGACAGUGAGAAGGCCAGAGAGUGCCUCAUCCCCAUGGGGAUCACUUCCGAGAAUGUUGCAGAGAGAUACGGCAUCACCCGAGACAAACAGGAUUCAUUUGCUUGCAGCUCUCAGCAAAAGGCAGCUCAGGCUCAGAAACAGGGUUUAUUCGUGCAGGAGAUUGUUCCUGUGACCACCAAGUUCGUGGAUGAGAAUGGAGUCGAACGCACCAUCACGGUCACCAAGGAUGAAGGCAUCCGUCCAGGCACCACCAUGGCGGGUCUGGCCAAACUGCGACCUGCGUUCAAAGAGGAUGGCAGCACCACGGCAGGUAAUGCCAGUCAGGUGAGUGAUGGAGCAGCAGCUGUGUUGAUGGGUCGCAGGUUUGCAGUAGAAGCCCUUGGUCUUCCGGUGUUAGGAAUCCUGAGAGCCGGGGCCGUAGUGGGCGUUCCUCCGGAUGUGAUGGGCAUCGGGCCGGCCUACGCCAUCCCAGCUGCCCUGGAGAAGGCAGGUUUGACUGUCAACGAUGUCGACGUCUUUGAGAUCAACGAAGCCUUUGCCAGUCAGGCGGUUUACUGUGUAGAGAAAUUAGGCAUUCCGAUGGAGAAAGUGAACCCUAAUGGUGGUGCCAUCGCACUGGGUCACCCACUGGGCUGCACAGGAGCUCGCCAGGUCGUGACCUUGCUCAAUGAACUCAAACGCAGGGGCAGGAGGGCCUAUGGCGUGGUGUCCAUGUGCAUUGGAACUGGCAUGGGAGCUGCUGCAGUCUUCGAGUAUCCUGGACCUUAAAGAAGACUGGAGCUCGAUGAAGCACCAGGAACGUGUGGAGAAUCGUAAACAUUAAACACUAGCAUAAGAAUUAACCUCUGUCUUUCGUCAGAGUGGACCGAGACUUUAAAUAAACUAUGAUUUAAAAGUGUGUAAUUAGGUAAUUACUUAAGAAAGAAAAAUCUGAAAUGCGUUAAAAAAAAAAAAAAACAGCAAACAGGUAGAUAACAACUAACGGAAGUCUAAGACAGGAAAGCCAUCCAGAAACAAAAUUUCUUAAUGUACUGUAGCUCAAAAAUAUCUGCAUUACCACAUGACCUACAAACCUGUCUGUGUUUGCAGAGAGCUUAUUACAUGAGAUCAUUUAUGCUUGUGCCAGAAUGUUGAGAUUCACCGAAUAGACAGCACAAAAGAAACGUUACAUAUUUUAGUUUUUUUAUGAGACUGGGUUGCAGUCAAAUCAAAGAAAGCUCUGUGCAUGGGUUCUGGUGAGACAGACUUGCAUUACUUGUUGAACUAAGUAGACGAAAUUGUUUUUCAGGGAUAAAUAAAAUCCAUCUAUCCAUUCCUGCUCACUAAAUAUUUCAAAAUGUGCCUCAGGGAUAGAAAAAUCCAUCCCUCCAUCGAUUAUUCCCUCCCUUCCUCCUAUCUAAUCCUAUACGUUGCUGAUUGGCUGAUUAACUAAGACAAGUAUCCUUUGGUCAUUAUAAACCUGAAUGAUGAUUUACAAACCUUUCAGAUUGUAUUCUUUAAGGUUUUGUGUGUUUAAUGUUUGCACAUACAGUUGUAGUUUUUAUUCAAAGGCACUUACUGUAUGUCCUGAUAAUGAUGCUCUCUCUACUGUGGCUCUUCUGAGCCAAGAUAUUUACAGAGAUUAUUCAAUAAAAAGUGAUUAUUCCACAUAGAGGGUAAAUCCUAAAACAAGACUAAAAUAUUGCUGAGAUGUUACAAAUCAUCGGAGAAGCAAAUUUGCUUUGUCGUUUGUAAAAUCUUAUUUGAUUGACUAAUAGAAAAGUAAAAUUUGCAUAUUUUUCUAAUAAAUACCAAUGGAGAUAAA
Molecule: messenger RNA, 2368 nt
Organism: Tachysurus vachellii
Lineage: Eukaryota; Metazoa; Chordata; Actinopteri; Siluriformes; Bagridae
Gene: acaa1
Product: acetyl-CoA acyltransferase 1
Exons: 12
Coding region: 49-1332 (427 amino acids)
Biological process (GO): fatty acid beta-oxidation; phenylacetate catabolic process
Cellular component (GO): peroxisome
Molecular function (GO): acetyl-CoA C-acyltransferase activity
Source: RefSeq, a predicted model, not a curated record